AUGGACUCACACCCAGCUCAUUUGAGAAAUUAAAAAAAAAAGAUCACUUUGAUAUUCUAAUCAAGUUAAAAUCUAAAUUAAUUGUAUUCAUGAAUUGCAAGUUAAUAGAUCACAGAAAUUAGUUUAGACAAGUCAAUCAGAAAUAAAUGUACAACCAGGUCCUAGACUAAAUCCAAAUAAAAUUCAAAGCAAAUCUGGAGAUACUGGAGAUUUACUUGAAAGUGGAAAUUUAUUACUAAGUAAUGAAAGUCUUGGCUAAGGUUUAUUUCCUUAACAAUUUACUUAAAGUGGUUCUCUUCUAAAUUAAUAUUGUCCUCAUGUUACGCUAACUCAAGAGGUAGAAAAUUGUUUGUUUGAAUAAAUAAAGAUAGCUUCUACUUGUAAAUUUUAGAAUAUUUGCAAAAUGAAUUGCAAAAUGAAAUUUAAUCCAGCAUAUACUAAUGUUUAAUAAAUAUUGUUAUAUUAACUUCAUGAAAAUUAGAUUGUUGAAUUAAAAAACAUAUUAUAAAAAAAUAGAGGAAAGAAGAUUUAGGUUUGUGAAGGGUAAGGAUGUGAAUUCUAUUUUAUUUUGAAUGACAAAUUACCAUAAGGAAAUUAUUACUGUCCUCUUUGUUUAGAAAGUUUUGAGUUAAAAAUAUGA
This is a messenger RNA of Paramecium pentaurelia, 640 nucleotides long. NCBI's taxonomy places the organism in Eukaryota, Ciliophora, Oligohymenophorea, Peniculida, Parameciidae. The record is from the annotation of a GenBank genome assembly.